AUGGUAUUUCAGUCUCAUAAAAUUGCAAAAUUUUUCGAACCAGUUGGGGUAGGUGGUGACGGGGCUGAGACGGCGGAGAGGGAAACCUGGGCGGUUGUCGGCCGUUUUUUGACAAGCAAGCUCAUUAAGCUGGAGUAUAUGCGUCAAGUUCUCGCAUCUGUUUGGCAACCGGUGAAGGGGGUGACGGUAUCCGAGAUUCAGCCGAACCUGUUUCUGUUUGUGUUCUACCACAUCACGGACAUGCAGCACGUUCUCACCAAAGGACCUUGGUCUUUCGAAAACAAUUCGCUGGUGUGUCGGCAAGUUCAUGAUGGUGUUCUCCCGAUCGAUGUGGCGUUGGAUUCGCUUGAUAUGUGGGUUCAACUCCAUGAUCUUCCCAUGGGGUAUACGUCCGAUGCAGUCUUGGAACAAAUUGGAAAUUUCAUGGAAACUUUUGUCAAGUGCGAUGACCGUUUCGCUGGAGUUCCUUGGCGCAGUUUCUAUCGAGUUAGGGUGUCAAUCCCUGUGAGCAAACCUCUUAAGCGCCGAAUGCGACUGGUGAAACGUGACAAAUCGACGUGUUGGGUAACUUUUAAGUAUGAGAGGCUUCAUAAUUUCUGCUUCUGUUGUGGCUUACUAGGGCACUCUUAUAAAUUCUGUCUAAAAGUCAGGGAGUCGCCUCUUACAGUUGCUCAAUAUCCUUAUGAUGCUGGAAUGCGAGCAGGAGGAGCCCGCGGACCCCGUGCGGUUGGGGAGAGUUGGCUGGUUCCGGCGGUGGGGCAGUCUCGGUGUGAGGGUGCUGCGGACAGUGACGAGCAUGUGGUGACGCCUCCCGUCGCUCCUGCUGAUGUUCGGUCCAGUGAGGAGGACGUCGCUGUAGUGGUAGUUACGAAAAGAAGAAGGGAGGGUUCGGGGGUGGUGGGAGACGGCAGGGUAUUGCGGGUGAUGUUGUAA
Molecule: messenger RNA, 933 nt
Organism: Ipomoea triloba (trilobed morning glory)
Lineage: Eukaryota; Viridiplantae; Streptophyta; Magnoliopsida; Solanales; Convolvulaceae
Exons: 1
Coding region: 1-933 (310 amino acids)
Source: RefSeq, a predicted model, not a curated record